CUCAUUUCCUUUAACCAUACUCCCUGCAAACACAACUCACCUCUACUUCUCUUUCUAUCUGCUCCCAUCCCCAGUUAAGCUAUCUCAUCUUCUUCUACGAUCAAAACUCAAAAAAGUACCAGCUAGGCUAUCUCAAACCUCAACCCAGCUAUCUAGCUAGCUAGCUAUAUAUCAUGAAAUCACACUCGGUUUCAUCUCCACCUUAUUCAACUCCCGCCAAUUCAUCUCCUCUUGCAAGAUUACGUCGUAAACUAUCUCCAAGGAAAUCCCACGACAAACCACAUCCCACAAGCGUCAACAACUCAACUAGUGCUCUUAAUGUGGUAGAUCACAACAACGAGCUCCGAGGGGUCUUCAAUUACUUUGACGAAAAUGGAGAUGGAAAGAUAUCUCCUGCUGAGUUACAGUCCUGUAUUACCUCUGUUGGAGGUAAGCUUUCCAUCGAGGAAGCUGAGGCUGCCAUCAGGUUCUCUGAUAUGGAUGGAGACGGGCUUUUGGGGUUCCAGGACUUCCUAUGCUUGAUGACAGGCAAUCUUUCAGAGGAAGAGAAGACCGAGGAUCUCAGACAGGCUUUUGGAUUGUACGAGACUGAGCCUGGCUCUGGCUGCAUCACUCAUUCCAGCUUGAAGCGGAUGUUGAGUCGAUUGGGGGAGUCCAAUUCCAUCAACGACUGCAAGGCUAUCAUCCGUACCUUCGACCUCAAUGGAGACGGUGUUCUUAGCUUCCACGAGUUUGCUGUCAUGAUGCGCUAGUUCAUUCCCAUCCAUGCCCUGCCCUUCUCCCACUUCAUAUAUGUACAUCCGUGUUCUAUCAGUUGAAAUAAAAAUAAAAUAGUAGAAUAGAAAUUGGCCGAGUGGUGAAUGGCUCCGCUCUCCAAAACUGAUACCAUUCUUUGUGAACUAUUUGAGUGUUCGAAUCCAUCUCUCCUUGAUUCAUUUGUUCUCCUUGAAUUGUUAAAUAUUCAUUAUUUUUCUGUGCA
This is a messenger RNA of Populus trichocarpa (black cottonwood), 979 nucleotides long. RefSeq names its product calcium-binding protein CML37. Gene Ontology annotation, molecular function: calcium ion binding. Bases 174 to 752 code for a protein of 192 amino acids. The record is from RefSeq and is a predicted model, not a curated record. Lineage: Eukaryota; Viridiplantae; Streptophyta; Magnoliopsida; Malpighiales; Salicaceae. The transcript has a single exon.